CCGCCGCGCCCCGGGGGAUGCCGAGGCGCCGGCCCCGCGGGUCGCCCUAGGGGACAGGCGCUGCCCCGGCACCGCCCGCAGCCCGCAGACCCGGCCGGGGGGAGCCGCCCCCGCCGAGCCCCGAGUGGGGCAGGGAGGCGAAGCCCGGCCCCGCACAGCCUCGGUGGCGUUGGUUUUCGUUUUUUGGUGGUGGUGCUUUGAUUGUUUUUUUCUUCUUUUUUUUUUUUUUUUUUUUUUUUUCCCCGCCGUUGUUAUUUAUUUCUGGCGAAGGAUGGAUACGUUUCUCCUGGCGUGGGGAUUUCUAGCGCUGUGCUUGCCCGGCUCCGGAGGCACGGCGGACACAGCUCAGCCAUGCGGGGGCCGCCUGAACUCCAAGGACGCCGGGUACAUCACCUCCCCGGGGUACCCCAAUGACUACCCCUCCCACCAGAACUGCGAGUGGGUCAUCUACGCCCCUGAGUCCAACCAGAAGAUUAUCCUCAACUUCAACCCUCACUUUGAAAUCGAAAAGCAUGACUGCAAGUACGACUUCAUCGAGAUCCGAGAUGGGGACAGCGAAGCAGCAGACCUGCUGGGCAAACAUUGUGGGAACAUAGCACCUCCUACCAUCAUCUCUUCUGGCUCCUCUCUCUAUAUCAAGUUCACCUCAGACUACGCGCGGCAAGGUGCCGGCUUCUCCCUGCGCUAUGAGAUCUACAAGACAGGUUCCGAGGACUGUUCCAGAAACUUCACUGCCUCCAAUGGCACUAUUGAGUCUCCAGGUUUCCCUGACAAGUAUCCACACAACCUGGACUGUGUCUUCACCAUCAUAGCCAAGCCAAAGACAGAAAUCCUCCUCCACUUUCUGCUCUUCGACCUCGAGCAUGAUCCGCUGCAGGCAGGCGAGGGAGACUGCAAGUACGACUGGCUGGACAUCUGGGAUGGCAUCCCUCAAGUUGGCCCCUUGAUAGGCAGGUACUGUGGCACUAAGAUGCCAUCGGACAUCCGCUCAACCACCGGCGUCCUCUCGCUCACCUUCCACACUGACCUAGCGGUGGCUAAAGAUGGUUUCUCUGCUCAGUACUACUUGAUCCAACAGGAAGUUCCUGAAAACUUCCAGUGCAACGUGCCGCUGGGGAUGGAGUCUGGCAGGAUCUCCAACAUGCAGAUCAGUGCCUCUUCCACCUACUCAGACGGGCGAUGGACGCCCCAGCAGAGCCGGCUCAACAGCGAUGACAAUGGCUGGACCCCCAAUGUAGACAGCAACAAAGAGUACCUCCAGGUGGACCUCCACUUCCUGACUGUGCUCACAGCCAUUGCCACACAGGGUGCCAUCUCCAGGGAAACCCAGAACGGGUACUAUGUCCGUACCUACAAGCUGGAGGUCAGCACCAAUGGUGAGGACUGGAUGAUGUAUCGCCAUGGCAAAAACCACAAGACAUUUCAGGCCAACGAGGAUGCCACGGAGGUGGUUCUCAACAAGAUCCACAGCCCAGUGCUCACGCGUUUUGUGCGCAUCCGUCCUCAGAGCUGGCACAACGGCAUUGCCCUGAGGCUGGAGCUGUACGGCUGCCGCAUCACCGAUUCGCCCUGCUCCAACCUGCUGGGGAUGCUCUCCGGCCUCAUCCCUGACUCACAGAUCUCGGCCUCCUCCAUCAGAGGCUACGACUGGUCUCCCAGCAUGGCCCGCCUGGUGAGCAGCCGCUCAGGCUGGUUUCCACGUGUCCCCCAAGCCCAGCCAGGGGAGGAGUGGCUGCAGGUGGACCUGGGUGUCCCAAAGAAUGUCAAGGGCGUCAUUAUCCAGGGGGCUCGCGGCGGGGACAGCGUGACCACCACCGAGUCCCGCUCCUUUGUGAAGAAGUUUAAGGUAGCCUACAGCAUGAACGGAAAGGACUGGGACUUCAUCCAGGACCCCAAAACAAUGCAAGCCAAGCUUUUUGAAGGCAACAUCCACUACGAUAUCCCUGAAGUCCGGAGAUUUGACCCUGUUCCUGCCCAGUAUGUCCGAGUGCACCCGGAGAGGUGGUCCCCAGCAGGAAUAGGAAUGCGCCUGGAGGUGCUGGGAUGCGACUGGACAGACGUGAAGCCCACUGCAGAGACACUAGUGCCCACUUUGAAGAGUGAAGAGACCACCACCCCAUACCCAACGGAUGAGGAGGCAACUGAGUGUGGUGAUAGCUGUGGAGAAGAGGAGGAUUUCCAUCUCCCUGCAAACUUCAAUUGCAACUUUGAUCUCCCUGAAGACCUAUGUGGUUGGUCACACGACUUGGCAACGGGGUACACGUGGUCUUUUCAGCCUACAAGCACCUGGACUGGCAACUCUGAACCAAGUCCUGAGACCGUGCCUGAUGGCAAGAAUUACCUGCAGCUGCAGAGCAGCGGAAGGAGGGAAGGCCAGCGUGCCCGGCUCAUCAGCCCCACCAUCUAUCUGCCCCGGAGCGCCGUCUGCAUGGUCUUCCACUACCAGGCAUGGGGCAGCAACGGGGUGAUGCUGCGGGUCUGGCGGGAGGCCAGCCAGGAACACAAGGCGCUGUGGGUCAUCACGGAGGACCAAGGGGAGGAGUGGAGGGAAGGCCGCAUCAUCCUGCCGAGCUACGACAUGGAGUACCGGAUAGUGUUUGAGGGAUUUAUACGCAACGGCCACUCGGGAGAGCUCGCCCUCGAUGACAUCCGGCUGGGCACCGACAUCCCACUGGAGAACUGCAUGGAACCCAUCACAGCUUUCCCAGUGAACUUCCCAAGAAUGGAGGAUGACUUUCCGAUCCCUGAGCAAGGCUUUGAAGACAACGAUGAUACCGAUUACUUUGGAUCGGAUAGGAACGACACACUGUUCUCUACUAACUCUCCAGGAACCCCGAAGCUGGAGAAAGAAAAAAGCUGGCUCUACACCCUGGAUCCGAUCCUGGUGACCAUCAUAGCGAUGAGCUCCCUCGGCGUCCUCCUUGGGGCCAUCUGUGCUGGUCUGCUGCUCUACUGCACGUGCUCGUAUGCAGGGCUGUCCUCGCGGAGCUCCACCACGCUGGAGAACUACAACUUUGAGCUGUACGAUGGCAUCAAGCACAAGGUCAAGAUGAACCACCAGAAGUGCUGCUCGGAGGCCUGACAGGUGCCCUGGGGAUCACCCUUGGCAUUGCGCCUGGUGAGGUGGGCUGGCAGGGGGUUACUUUUUUUGCUGUUUUCUAUGGGAACUGAAUGCCAUAAUGGGAAACAAGUGGCGUGGGAGGUGCAAGGGGAAGCACUGCUCCCACCGCCAGGUCCCGUCAGCGGGUCGCGCUCCACCAGGACCGAGCGGGUGUCCCAGCGAACCGGACUGUGCCGGGCGAGGGGGCACCAAGACCCUUGUUUGUUGGUUCAUCUUCAUUUUCUGCUGAUGUGAGUGGCUGAGACGUGGUGAGGGAGGCUGGUUUACCUUUCGGAUGUGAGAAACUAGUUGUCGAUCGUUAUUUUCCACUUCCUUUCUCUGAUGAGUUGCUGAGAAGGCUGAGGGCUUUCUUCAGCCGCCCUGUCUUUAGAAAUGACACACACACGCGCACACAGAGACCCUGUCCAUUUUAGACCCUGUCCGGAUACUGGUUUGGCCGUAGGAUUUGUGCACUUCAUACAAAACCCAGGAAGCUGCAGUUUCCAGUCCUGCAUGUAAAAGCCUGUUGUUACCUUUCGCUUUCCUUCUCCUGGCAGGGGGGAGAGAUAGGAUGAUGGGUUUGGUGUCAAUGGUAACAACAGCGCUUUCUAAGUCAUUAAGGAAUAAAAUAGAAAGGAACCCUAUGUGUAGAAGCACCUCUUUGAGAGAAGCUGAAGAGCCUUAAAGUGAUUUGUGAAUAAGAGCCAUUUAUUAAAUCCAAAUCUUGGAUUGAAACAGCCGAGGCCUUCAUGAGGAAGGCCUUUCUUUGAAUCUCCCACCCUUCUUGAUCCUGCCCUUUUUCCUUUCCUUUUUUCUUUUCCUUUUUUUUUUUCUUUUAUUUUUUUAUUUUUUAAUUUUUGUUAUAAUGAGAAAAUUGCAGCAAACAAAAGACAGAGUCUGCCAGGUUCCCUGCGCUCAGGCGUUCAGAAGGGAGCUUCGCUGGGGCUUGGACUCAAGGCACGGUGCCAAGGCCUCCCACAGGUGCCAGGGAGGGAAGACGAAGGGUAACAGAGGCUGGAGCCAUGCCUGCCGCCCCAGGGAGCCCCACCAUGUGCCCCCUGCUCCCAGGGGCUGCAGGGCACAAGCUGGCACCGCCAGCACCUAUGGACCAAAUUGCUGCCAUCUUCUCAUCCCCUUCAGAGUAGACCGGCACCGCUCCUGGUCAGUAGCAAAAACGUGAAGUUUUAUUUCUGAGCUGUGUUUUGUCUUAGUUUAAACAAGUGCCUUAGAAGAAGUAUUUUUCCUCCAUCUGAUGACCAGUGCUGUAUCGAACAACAAGUGAGGUCUUCAUCCUUCCCCGGCAAGACGCUGUUCUUCAUGGCUCGAUGCUGGGCGCAGCCCGGCCGAGGAGCCUGGUCCUUCUACUUUCAAGUGGUCUGGCUACAUCGUCCACAGCUGACACCUCCCCACCCAGCUGUGCUGUGUAGAGGAGUGCUUGGAAAACAAGCUAAUGGAGAAAAAGAGUUCAAAUGCUGGGCCCCAAACCAAUGCCUUCAUUUCCAGGUUAGUACAGAUGGAUUGCCCGUAUCAGCUUGCACAUACAUAAGGAAGAAACUUUUCCAGCACGCUGGAUUUGUUUUUUCAGGAGCUCUUCAAAAAUACCUGUAACGUCCUGGUUUUACAUUUUGCCUAGCAUAAUAUUAUGGGUUGGGGAUGGAUUUUUUUUCUCCUUACUGACUGCAGAGCACUGUAGGUGUGAUGUGCUGCAAAGCUUGGUUUACACAGUCCCUGCAAACACAUCCUGCAGCAGGCCAGGUGUUCGGGGAGACGAGUAACAUCUGGAGAGGAGAUGAACACGGACAGUGCCACAGAUGUUCUGUGCUGCUGUGGGAAUAGAAACAUUUGUCUAGUGUUUCAUGAAAAGCUCCAUCAGACAGUAAGUUUUUAGGCGGAAAAAAAGACUUACCCACUCUAAGAAGUACGCAUGUUUUACUGGUGAAGCAGAUGCUAGCAGCUGUGUCAGCCAGACAUCCACAUUUCAUACACACACACACAGACUCAGACACACACACAGUCCUUUAUUUUUUUAAUUCACACUGUGUGCCCGACAGGAAUGGCAGUAAGCCUAUCUCAGAUUCUCCUCUUGAGUCACCUUAUUUCUUCUGGCAUUCUUCAUGUACAAAUUCCACAUGGGUGUUUUCCUAUACGGAAGGAAAGUGGGCAGUAAGAGGAAAUGUACCAGACCAUUUCAAAGCUGGAUUACCGCUGCUCGAUGGUUUUAUCCCCUUCAAAUCACAGGAAAGGGGAAGGAUGAAUGGAAAAGGACCAUACAGUAGAAAAGUCAACUUAGGCAAACAAUAGGUGAAAAUAUAUAAUUAAAAAGGUAACGUUAUGGUGUCUAGUAGGCAUACAGAGAGAAGAGUUCGUAUAUACAUAUAUUCAGAAAUAGUGUGUUUGCACACGCACGUGGAUUCUCUGUAUGUAUUGUGUACGUGACUUAUUCCGUGGGACUGACUCGUGUUGCUGUAUCUCUUGAUCCGGGGCAGGAGAGCACGGCUGGUCCUGGCGCUACCUUGGCAUGGGCCUGGGGAAGCUGCGCACGGGGCUGGAAGCGGCCGCCCCGCAGGUCCCGCUGGCCCCUGGCAGGUGGUGCAGGGACCACGCGUGCACUUGCUGGGCAGGAGCAGGCCGAUAAUGCUGCAAAGCCGAUACCUCACUUACCUCUGCUGGGUGCUUUACUGUUCUACUACAGAAAACUGUGUUUGAUUGUAACUUCAACAGGGAAAAAAAAAAAGGUCAUCAGUGCAUUCAACUCAUUGCAUCCUCCUCUGCAAAUAUAUUAGGUUUGCUGAUCUCAAUUCCCUUUGUGAAAUUCAGAAGAAAAAAAAAAUCAGUGUUAAUGCCUUUGCUGAAAUGGGCCAUUGCCUCCACACCCUUCUAAUGGUGAGGACGUGUGGCCAGCAGGCGGGCUGCAACGCAGAGUGAUUUCAUUUUGUGGGAAGGUGCUGGGGCUGAGCAUGGGAAUUAAACCAUUAAGAAAUUAUAUGCAGAAAUGGAACUUCUCCAAGGUUUGCAGUUCAAGGUGUUUGACCAUUCACUGGCUGAGCCAGGACUUAUGGACUUAAAGAGCUUUUACUGUGAUUCUUCGGUGUAAAAAAAAAAAAAAGAAAGAAAAAAAAAGAAAAAAUCAAACUGUGUUUAUAUGAUUUGUAUAAAAACCUUUUAAAAUUACUAUUUAAUAAACAUUAUGGUAGA
Cygnus atratus (black swan) is the source of this 6295-nucleotide messenger RNA. It is a transcript of the gene NRP2, whose product is annotated as neuropilin 2. The record is from RefSeq and is a predicted model, not a curated record. Gene Ontology annotation, molecular function: semaphorin receptor activity; vascular endothelial growth factor receptor activity. Lineage: Eukaryota; Metazoa; Chordata; Aves; Anseriformes; Anatidae. The transcript has 17 exons. Gene Ontology annotation, cellular component: membrane. Gene Ontology annotation, biological process: angiogenesis; vascular endothelial growth factor signaling pathway; axon guidance. The coding region runs from base 272 to 3082 and encodes 936 amino acids.